AUGAUCAAAUCCCCUGAUGAGAUCAAAAGCUACCCGGCAACAAUCAAAGUGUACACACGUACCGGCGACAAGGGCACCUCUGCGCUCUUCACAGGCGAGCGUCGCAGCAAAAGCGACUCCGUAUUCACCGCUCUCGGGACCACCGACGAGCUCUCCUCAACCAUCGGCCUCGCCAUCGCGCACAUAGAGGGUACUGAUGCAUCCUCGUUGAUCACCCAGCUUGAGAUCAUCCAGUGCCUGCUGCAAGACGUCGGAUCAAAUGUGGCCACUCCCCUGGGGAGCGCAAGGGCGUCCAAGAUGAAGCUGAGCCGUACGAGGUUUGAUCCCGACGGAUACCAUUGUACAAGAAUGGAGCAGUGGAUUGAUGAUAUGUCCGUGGGACUGCCAGUGCAUCGCUCGUUCAUAUUGCCGUCGGGCGGGCUGGCCGCCUCCACCCUGCAUAUUGCCCGCACAGUGUGUCGCAGAGCUGAGCGCACAUUGGUGCCGCUGCAGGAGGACAUUGACAAGGAGACCAUGAUGUUCGUUAACCGGCUGAGCGACUACCUCUUUGUUGCCGCCCGUUGGGUCGCUAUGCAACAGGGCAUUACGGAGAAAAUCUACGUGCACCACAAGGGCCGCGUCACCGAGUUUGACAAAUAA
Molecule: messenger RNA, 639 nt
Organism: Kickxella alabastrina
Lineage: Eukaryota; Fungi; Kickxellomycota; Kickxellomycetes; Kickxellales; Kickxellaceae
Product: cob(I)alamin adenosyltransferase
Exons: 1
Coding region: 1-639 (212 amino acids)
Molecular function (GO): corrinoid adenosyltransferase activity
Source: RefSeq, a predicted model, not a curated record